Acaromyces ingoldii is the source of this 1077-nucleotide messenger RNA. Its product is annotated as GroES-like protein. The transcript is spliced from 3 exons. The record is from RefSeq and is a predicted model, not a curated record. Gene Ontology annotation, molecular function: oxidoreductase activity, acting on NAD(P)H. Bases 1 to 1077 code for a protein of 358 amino acids. NCBI's taxonomy places the organism in Eukaryota, Fungi, Basidiomycota, Exobasidiomycetes, Exobasidiales, Cryptobasidiaceae.
AUGUCGCACAAGGCUGCAGUCCUGACCAAAGUCGGUGCUCCCCUAGAGGACGUGACGGUUCCCACGCCUAAGCUCGGGGAGGACGAGGUCCUGGUCGAAGUACAGUACAUCUGCCUGUCUCCUCUAGACAUCUGGCGCUCAAAGCAAGGCCUGCUCACCGAGACUCCCAAGAUUCUCGGAGGCGCAUUCUCGGGUCGUGUUGCUGCGCUUGGGCCAAAGGUAGUAGACAGGCACGAUCUCGCUGUUGGAGUCGCUGUCUCGUGCUUUUCUGGGCAUCUCGGCAUAGGUGCACACCAGCAGUAUGUCGUGGUUCCUUGGUGGUGCCUCUCGAAGCUCGAGGAAAAGGCCGACCUUGCAGCAGCCUCAACGAUCAACGACAACCUCGUCACAGCUGUCUGGUCGCUGACCCAUGGCGGCAUCAGGCUGCCCCUCUUUGAUUUUCGAGCAGGAGACAGGCUCAAGCCCAUCCUCGUGUGGGGCGGAUCAUCCUCUGUUGGCCAAAAUGCCCUCCAGCUGCUCAAGCUGCAAGGAUACGAAAGAGUCUACACGACCUCGUCGCAGCGCCAUGUGGCCCGAAUGAAGAGUUUAGGCGCGUUCGACGUCAUCGACUACAAUAGCGCCGACGCUUCGACCUUGCUCAUGGCUGCUACAGACGGCAAGGGAUUCGAAGCUGUGCUAGAUUGCAUUGGAGACGUCGACGCUUCGCUGCAGCCGUCGCUGAGGCUUGUCAGGCCGGGCGGCAUCGUCGCAGCAAUGUUGCCCUACGUCAGGCGCACCGGCGGUGCCGGCGCCGGCGCCGGCUCCCAAGCUGUAUUCAUGGACGUGGCGGAAAUCCCUCUCAAGGUGCCCGAAGGCGUGACAUUGAUCGGCGUGCGCACACAUCAAUACCACCAUGACGAAGAAUACAAGCUCACGGUGCAGCCCGAGAUGGUUCCCCGUUUUGCUUUCUCAGGCAUGCCAUAUCGGCUCGUCGGCCAAAAGGAUUCCAAGACCUCGCUCGCUGAACGGCUCAACGAGGCUCUCGAAACCCUCAAUGCUGGUGUCAGCGGGGAACGAAUUGUGGUAGCAGUCCCUUGA